Messenger RNA from Odocoileus virginianus texanus, 611 nucleotides. RefSeq names its product NADH:ubiquinone oxidoreductase subunit A13 (gene NDUFA13). Lineage: Eukaryota; Metazoa; Chordata; Mammalia; Artiodactyla; Cervidae. The record is from RefSeq and is a predicted model, not a curated record.
UCGGGCCCGAGACCUGCGCUGCAGCUUCCGCCACACUCAGCAUGGUGUCGAUCGCCGUUGCGUAACUUCCUCCUGAGACCGGAAGUGCAAGGUCCUGCAAGCAUGGCGGCGUCGAAGGUGAAGCAGGACAUGCCCCCGGUGGGGGGCUAUGGCCCUAUCGACUACAAGCGGAACCUUCCGCGUCGGGGACUGUCGGGCUACAGCAUGUUCGCCGUGGGCAUUGGGGCCUUGCUCUUCGGGUACUGGAGCAUGAUGAGGUGGAACCGCGAACGCAGGCGUCUCCAGAUCGAGGACUUCGAGGCCCGCAUCGCGCUGAUGCCUCUGUUGCAGGCAGAGAAGGACCGGAGGGUUCUCCAGAUGCUUCGGGAGAACUUGGAGGAGGAGGCAACUAUCAUGAAGGACGUGCCGGGCUGGAAGGUGGGUGAGUCCGUGUUCCACACCACGCGCUGGGUGACUCCCAUGAUGGGCGAGCUCUACGGGCUGCGCACGCGCGAGGAGAUUCUCAACGCCACCUAUGGGUUCAUAUGGUACACGUAGGGGUCUGCGCCCCAGAGACUGCUGGACCCGCGCCCUCUCCCCCCUAGGAGAGAAUAAACGCUCUGGAGACUGGC